This is a messenger RNA of Penicillium canariense, 1101 nucleotides long. RefSeq lists its product as uncharacterized. The transcript has 2 exons. The record is from RefSeq and is a predicted model, not a curated record. Bases 1 to 1101 code for a protein of 366 amino acids. Lineage: Eukaryota; Fungi; Ascomycota; Eurotiomycetes; Eurotiales; Aspergillaceae.
AUGUCGUCCAUCGUUGGCCAUCUCGCGCGCCGGGGCGCGGAGUUUGCCUCCACCCAGUUGAAGAACCCCGAGGAGCAGCCUCAGCAGAUGUCGGGGGCCCUGAUGGCCCUCAUGGUGGUGACCAUCCUGGUCUUUGCAUGUGCCAUGUGGGCUGUGGAAUACACAUACGGCAAUGUCGUGGCCACCCUCGCGGCCAUCGAGGACUCCAACCCGGAUGUCUAUGUUCGGAUCGACAACACCUCCGAAGAGGAUCCCAUCAAGCCAUUCGACCCCAAUGAGCCCGAACACGCCGAUGUCCCUCGUCCCCGGCCCAUCACCAGCGGCCUGCGCACUGCCGUCAAGCAUCUGCGUGCCCGUGCGGGCUUCUGGUCCCGUUUCCGUGGCCUGGCCAUGUACCUGACCUACGGUCUGGCCCGGGCCAUCAUUUCGGGCUUCAUGCCCAUCCCCACCAGCUCGUUCAUCGGCCAGUUCUUCGCGCAGUCCCUGGUCAGCCUUCUCCUGGCCACCUGGCAGAUGGCCUGGGUCCACAUCGUCAUCUCCGAGCCUUCUCCCAAGCGCUUCUACCAGCGGAUCCCCAGCUUCCGUACCUGGAUCAAGAUUGCUCCCGCCGCGGCCCUGGGGGAUAUCCUGACGGCGGCUGCCUUCUUCUUCCCCAUGGCGAUCGCCGGCUUUGCCGGCUGGAUGGAGACUGUCCAGGGCCAGGAGAACACGAUGAUGGGCAUGUGCCGCUUCUUGGCCGUGUCUGCCAUCCCGGCACUGCUCGCCUUCCUGAUCUCCAUUCCCGCCCGCGUCAUCUUCACCCGUGUCGCUGCCUCGAUGUUGCCCGAGGAGGACGAGACUAUUGUGCCCUUUGACCGCUCCUUCGGCGGCAAGGUCCAGCCCCAGAUUGUGGGCGGGAGCGGCAAGAUUGGUCUCCUGGAGGCCUGGACCACCUUUGACUGGGCCGCCCGGGUUCGCUUCGCCAAGGUGAUGGGCAAGACGCUGGCUAUCGAGCUUGCUCUGGGCCUGCUGGCCGGGAUCCUGCUGGCCGUCCAGAUCUUCACCAUGGCUCCCAGCGCGGUCCACCAAGGCGAGGGCUCUGCAGAGCCCUCUCCCGCGUAA